Messenger RNA from Penaeus indicus, 1868 nucleotides. It is a transcript of the gene Idh3g, whose product is annotated as isocitrate dehydrogenase [NAD] subunit gamma, mitochondrial-like. The record is from RefSeq and is a predicted model, not a curated record. The transcript has 9 exons. Gene Ontology annotation, biological process: tricarboxylic acid cycle; isocitrate metabolic process. Lineage: Eukaryota; Metazoa; Arthropoda; Malacostraca; Decapoda; Penaeidae. Gene Ontology annotation, cellular component: mitochondrion.
GUUUUCUCUGAGCCUUGGAGUGGCGAGGCGAGAGACGGCCGCCGGACAGUCAGGCACCAUGGCUUCGUCCCUCACCAAGACUGCGAACCUUAUUACAAAAAUUGGCCCAUUUGUCAGUGGGACGAGAGCAGUCAUUCAGGCUCCCAGUGUUUUGCAGAAAAGGAGUUUUACUGCUUCUAAGCCUUUCCCGGUUGCGCAAUAUGGCGGUCGCUUUACUGUUACCAUGCUUCCUGGUGAUGGUAUUGGGCCAGAAAUGAUGGGCUAUGUUGAGAACAUCUUCAGGUAUUUUUUGCCUUGAUUGAUUGCAUAUUAUUUAUUAAAGUUUCUUGAAACAGAGAUAUAAAAUUCAUAUAGAUAUAAUUGAAUCUCUGACAUUACUGAAACAGGUAGCAUUGAAAGCAAGUAUGGAGAAUCAGGAUCUUCUCGCAAUGCAGCCCUUCGAAAUGAGCUGGACCUCUUUGCCAAUGUGCUCCAUUGCAAGUCUUAUCCAGCUGUGCGAUCUGUGUAUCAGGAUGUGGACAUUGUUAUUAUUCGUCAGAAUACUGAGGGGGAAUAUUCCAUGUUGGAGCACGAAAAUGUGAAAGGUGUCAUUGAAAGUUUGAAAAUCAUCACAAGAACUGCUUCAGAGCGUCUUGCUCGAUACGCUUUUGAGUAUGCUGUAAGCCACGGCCGCAAGAAGGUCACAGCGGUGCACAAGGCAAAUAUUAUGAAAUUGUCAGAUGGGCUGUUCCUGCAAACUUGCCGUGAUGUAGCAAAGGAUUAUCCAGAGAUUGAGUUCUCUGACAUGAUUGUAGACAACACUUGCAUGCAACUAGUGGCCAGGCCUCACCAGUUUGAUGUGAUGGUCAUGCCGAAUUUGUAUGGCACUGUUAUUUCCAAUGUGAUCUGUGGACUUGUUGGCGGGCCCGGUCUUCUGUCAGGCAGAAAUUAUGGCGAUCAUUUUGCUGUGUUUGAGCCUGGCACCCGAAAUACUGGAACUGCAGUUGCUGGUCGGAACAUUGCUAAUCCAGUUGCCAUGCUGAAUGCUUCAUGUGACCUGUUGGAACAUCUCAACCUGAAUAAUCAUGCAACCAUGAUACGAGAUGCCAUCAACAAGACAUUGUGUGUUGACAGGAUUCAUACAUCUGAUUUGGGAGGUCAGGCAACCAGUCUUGAUGUUGUGCAAAACAUCAUUCAAACAAUUCAGACAAGCACUUCCUCCAGCAAGUGGUAACUUAAACUUGUAUCUCAACACUUUCCUGUAGCUCCUCUCAGCAUAAAACGAUACAUUUUGUGACGACAGUAAUCUCUUACCCAGCAAAAUCGGGGUCAGCGCCGAGCCACGACCACCACCGUCACAUUCCACUUUGAACAGGGUGCUUUGAUGUAUCAUCACACUGAAAUUCGGCCUUAUUUUUUUCCGCGCACCAGAAGAGUGUCGCGAUGAGCGGUGAUUUUCACUGUUUAAUCAGCUCCAGUCCGAAGGGGCGCUCAUUGCUCGCAGCCCAUCGCAUCCCCCGGCGUGGGUGUCGAUAUUGGGAAGGUUCUUACUUGCAUUUAAUUACAUACUUGUGUUUCUACAUAUAGUUUGGGAACACUUUUUGUCAUUUCAGUUAGGCUUUACAUUUGUUUGCUCAUAAAUUGUUUUAUGUAUAUUGUAAAUAAGAGAAACAAUAUAGUCAUAUUUAUUAACAACAAGGGCCUGGAGCGUCAAACACUAUGUGACAAGCCGUAGUAAGGCACAUUAUAUUGGCUAAUUACGCUGAUUUGUAAUGUCUGAUCAGGAGGUAAUCAAGAAGGCAAAUCUAUAGCAGUAGUCUUUGUCUUGAAAUGCAUCUUUGUAAAUAGUUUAGUAUGGUGUAAUUGUUAAUAUAAAUUUAUUUUAAAAA